AUGAAUACGAAUGAGCAGGCUGGGAGCCUUAGGGAUUCGUUGAAUCGUUGGAAUGAGACAAGAGGCCAGAACUCACAAGGGUUCAAUGAGGGAGCUCAAACGUUAUUUUCAGGUUGGGCGGAAUCGUUAAACAGUAGAGCUCAAGAUGUUUAUCAGAGGCUUCCGAUGACGCGGCAGGAUCUGACUCAGAGCCAGGAGCCCGAGUGGUUUGCGAUGAGUCGGACGGAGAGGUUAGCUUUGUUUGCUUGUUUUAUAUUAGGGUCUGUUGGAUGCUUUAGUAUAUGUAUUAUGUUGUUUCCUAUGCUUGCUGUGAAGCCAAGGAAGUUCGGGUUACUGUGGUCGAUGGGGUCGCUGCUGUUUGUACUGGCAUUUGGGGUGCUUCAGGGGCCGGUGGAGUAUAUUAAGCACUUGACGUCGAGGGACAGGUUGCCAUUUACGCUAUUUUUCUUCACCACCGCCAGUUUGACUAUCUAUUUUGCGGCAUUUUUGAAGAGUUCUUUGCUUACAAUUCCAUGUGCCAUCUUGGAGUUGGUUUCUGUCAUUUACUAUGCAGUGAGUUACUUCCCGUUUGGUACCUCAGGUAUCAGGAUGUUUAGUGCUUAUGGGUUGAAUACUGCGAGGGGGGCGUUGAGAAUAUAA
This is a messenger RNA of Eremothecium cymbalariae DBVPG#7215, 639 nucleotides long. It is a transcript of the gene SFT2, whose product is annotated as Sft2p. Gene Ontology annotation, cellular component: membrane. NCBI's taxonomy places the organism in Eukaryota, Fungi, Ascomycota, Saccharomycetes, Saccharomycetales, Saccharomycetaceae. The record is from RefSeq and is a predicted model, not a curated record. Gene Ontology annotation, biological process: vesicle-mediated transport. Bases 1 to 639 code for a protein of 212 amino acids. The transcript has a single exon.